This is a messenger RNA of Abrus precatorius (Indian licorice), 3360 nucleotides long. RefSeq lists its product as uncharacterized. The coding region runs from base 120 to 2972 and encodes 950 amino acids. Gene Ontology annotation, cellular component: intracellular membrane-bounded organelle. The record is from RefSeq and is a predicted model, not a curated record. The transcript has a single exon. NCBI's taxonomy places the organism in Eukaryota, Viridiplantae, Streptophyta, Magnoliopsida, Fabales, Fabaceae.
GAACUUGCGUGUCCCUACGUGCUGAAGCAUUCACAGUUUCCCUUUCUGCGAUCCACAUUCCUUACGCGUAAAUUCCAAAACCAUCGAAAUCGCCAUCCAAAUGUGAGGCAAUUGCAUCAAUGGAGUAUUAUUUUUCUCCUCUUAAGUUGCAGAGAUCUCGUCGGUUCCUAGUGAAUCCCCACAACACUUCAUCUUCAAAGCCCUUAUUCAUCUUCUUUUUCUUCUUUCUCUGCAACUUGUCUUAUGUAUUCACUAACCCUUCGGAUUCGGCUUUCGAAUCUACCUACGUUCGCCUCUGCAACCACGUCGUCCCCGCCUCCGCGGUGCGAUCCGAUGCCGGAACCGUUCCCGGUGUCGCCGGCGAGCUCCGGUUCCAAUCCGGCUACUUCUCCGGCGGCGAUCGAUUCUUCAACCGAUCCGCUGCAUCAAAGCACGUGUCGUUUCGCGCAACCUCUGUUAGCGGAAGCGCGAGCGAUGGCGUGUACGAAUUGGGAGGGCAAAUGCUUCUUCAGCAACGAGGAGGAGGGAACACAGUUCAGGGAAGGUUGCUCCGGCGAGUUUUUCCGGGUCGGAGAGUGUCGCAUUGGAGGGUUUCGCAGUGGAUGCGCGUUUCUCUGAGAGGGUUUUGGUCACAAUCUUCUGGUAACCUUUGUAUGUUUGGAACAGGAUCUUAUGGAAAUUUAAAAAAUGCUAAUGUUGUUCUUAACCUUCAUUAUCCAAAAAAUUUGAUCCUUUUGGAUUGUUUGAUUAGUGGGACAUUAGAAAGUUUUGAUGACAAAAAUAGCUUGCAAUACUUUGAACCCAUUUCAAUAUUGGCUUUGUCUCAGGGUUCGAAUUACAAGUAUACACUAGUUGGGAAUGAGAAAGAGAAUGGUUGUGGAAGUGGAUCAGAUGUAGAGAGUUUGUCCCUUAGAAACUUAGGUCAAGGUGCCUGCACUGCGUUUCUUGGACGCACCGAUAGGUUUGAACUGGAUUAUGGGAGCCACUGUCAUAAUGUCAGUUGCAAUCCUCUUGGUGGUGAUGUUGAACGGUUGCCUGAUGUUAUGCUUUUUUAUGGCACUCGAUGCGCCGAGAGGCAGAAGGUUCAGAUGCUGUUGGGUUUUCCUGACUCUUCCCACCGGGACGCUUUGUUUCCGUUUUAUACAAAUGCGACUUUGGUAUCUGAGGGGAUGUGGGAUGAGAAGGAGAAUCGGCUUUGUGCGGUUGCUUGCCGGAUCUUGAACUUCACUGAGUCUGGGAGUAAUCCUCUGGUUGGGGAUUGCUCGAUUAAGCUCACUUUAAGGUUUCCUGCAGUUUUGUCUUUGAGGAACAGGAGUACUGUUUUGGGCCAGAUUUGGAGUAAUAAAGUGGUUGGUGAAUCUGGUUAUUUCGGUAAAGUUGGAUUUCAAGGUUCAUUGAAGGUAUUAAGAGGCCUCCAUGGUUUCCAAUAUAAGUAUGCUGAAAUUGAGAGAGUAAGAAAAUCUUGUGCAGAAAAGAUGACUGCAAGAGGCAAGGGAAAGAUGUAUCCAGAUGGACAUUCUUCUGAUAUGACAUUUAGCAUGUUAGUGACAAACAGUAGAGGACAAAUAGCUCAAGGUUACUCAUCACCACUGUUUGUUGGGGAUCAAAUUUAUGAUGGACGGCAAUAUGGGGUUCCAAUUGUGUCAACAACAGGAAAAUUGAAAGCACACGGUAUUCAAUCAGAUAAAUACAGCAAUUUGUUGAAUGUCAGCUAUAUGAUGAGCUUUACUUCCCCUCCUGAUUUCAAGUUUGGUAGUCAGGUCUCUUCAACUGAAGUUAAAAUUAGUGCUGAAGGAAUUUACAAUAGGAAUACUGGAGUUCUAUGUAUGAUAGGAUGUCAGCAUUUGAAAUCAAGGAACAAAAUACUGAUAAAGAAUGAGUCUCUGGACUGUGAAAUCUUGGUUAAUGUCCAAUUUCCUCCGUUGAAUUCAAAAGGAGGUGAAUCUCUUAAAGGAACUGUAGAAAGCACACGACCAAAGUCAGACCCUUAUUAUUUUGGUCCCCUUCAACUGUCUUCAUAUUCCAUUUACACAAGCCAAGCAGAUGCUUCCAUUUGGAGAAUGGAUUUUGAGAUAAUUAUGGUAUUGAUAUCAAACACACUUGCUUGUGUGUUUGUAGGAUUGCAACUCCUCCAUGUGAAAAAGCACCCAGAUGUGCUUCCUUACAUUUCCAUUGUGAUGCUUCUUGUUAUCACUAUAGGUCACAUGAUUCCCCUGAUGUUGAACUUUGAAGCUUUUUUCUUGGUGAACCACAGCGUGCAGAAUGUUUUUCUUGGGAGUGGAGGCUGGCUUGAAGUGAAUGAGGUAAUUGUGAGAAUGGUGACAAUGAUAGCCUUUCUUCUAGAAUUGCGUCUUGUACAAUUGACAUGGUCUUCAAGAAAGGGUGAGGGAGGCCACCCCGGUCUGUGGAUUUCUGAAAAAAAGGUUUUUUAUAUGACUCUACCAUUGUACAUUGGUGGUGGAUUGACUGCUUGGUUGGUGCAUAUAUGGAAGAAUUCACACCAAAAAAAAUUUAGACCAUUCCGACUUUCACGCCACAGGUUUAGGUUUCCUCGUGGGCAUUUUUACCGAUCUCCUUCCCUCUGGGAGGACUUUAAAUCUUAUGCUGGUUUGCUCCUGGAUGGUUUUCUGCUCCCACAGAUUCUGCUUAACAUAAUAUUUAACUCAGAAGGGAAAGCUCUGUCUUCUUCCUUUUAUGUUGGGACAACCAUUGUUCGCAUACUGCCCCAUGCAUAUGAUCUUUAUAGAGCUCACAGUUCUGCGUGGUACCUUGAUUUAUCAUAUAUAUAUGCAAACCAUAGAAUGGAUUUUUAUUCCACAGCCUGGGACAUCAUUAUCCCUAGUGUUGGCAUUUUAUUUGCUCUCCUUGUAUACAUUCAGCAGAGAUUUGGCAGCCGGUGCAUUCUUCCAAAGAGGUUCAGAGAAAUUUCAGGCUAUGAGAAAGUACCUGUUAUUGGCAACGACGAUUUAUGAUAGCUUAAUAUUGAUUGCAUUUUGUAAAUGAUUUUUAACCACCGAUAUUUUUUAUUGAGUUUUGGAAGCCAUAAAUUGCGAUGGCAGAUAUACAGUUCAGGAUAUAGCAAUAGAGGAUGAUUUUGCCCAUAUCAAGCAACCCCAGAGAAAAACAUGCUGAGUAGAUGAGGACUUAGCAUUUCUAUUUAGAGUUCAUAAAAUUUUGACCAAAAGAUUUUUUUUCUCUCUUUCUCCAAACAUGACAUUACAUUUUAUUAGACAAUACAAAUUCCUUGAUAGCUUUGUUAAUGCCAAUGCAAGGUUCUAAGACCAUUGAUGAAAAGGAGAAAAAAAAGCAGGAUGCUGAAGACACUCCCCAUAUCACUAGUUAAAUUAUGAAGCUUCCCAU